Danio aesculapii is the source of this 2125-nucleotide messenger RNA. RefSeq names its product beta-carotene 15, 15-dioxygenase 2, like (gene bco2l). The transcript is spliced from 12 exons. Gene Ontology annotation, molecular function: beta-carotene 15,15'-dioxygenase activity; carotenoid dioxygenase activity. Bases 95 to 1744 code for a protein of 549 amino acids. Gene Ontology annotation, cellular component: mitochondrion. The record is from RefSeq and is a predicted model, not a curated record. NCBI's taxonomy places the organism in Eukaryota, Metazoa, Chordata, Actinopteri, Cypriniformes, Danionidae. Gene Ontology annotation, biological process: carotene catabolic process; retinal metabolic process.
GGCCGUCCUUCUAUUGUCAGGAACUCUUUGUUUAUCUAGUCUACGUCUUCUGUUAAGUGUUUUUUUAAGAUAGCAUUUCUUAACACCUAAAGUCAUGUCAACAUCUGCACAGGAUCAAAUUUAUAAAGUGCCAGCGAACAAAAAACGGCCAUCUGCCAGCAGCCUGGAGUUCAUCGGUCCUCUUGUCAGCUCUGUGGAGGAGACCCCAGACCCCAUCACUACACUCAUUAAAGGUCAAAUUCCCUCCUGGAUCAACGGCAGCUUCCUCAGAAAUGGACCUGGAAAAUUUGAGUUUGGUGAAAGCAAAUUCACCCACUGGUUUGACGGUAUGGCUUUGAUGCAUCGUUUCAACAUUAAAGAUGGCCAGGUGACCUACAGCAGCCGUUUUUUGCGCAGUGAUUCCUAUGUGCAGAACUCAGAGAAAAACCGAAUUGUGGUUUCUGAAUUUGGCACCCUGGCAACACCUGACCCAUGCAAAAACAUCUUCGCCCGCUUUUUUUCACGCUUUCAGAUACCAAAAACAACUGAUAAUGCAGGAGUGAACUUUGUUAAGUACAAAGGAGAUUUCUACGUAAGCACUGAGACCAACUUCAUGCGCAAAAUUGACCCCGUGAGCCUAGAAACGAAAGAAAAGGUGGAUUGGUCCAAAUUUAUUGCAGUCAAUGCAGCCACAGCUCAUCCACAUUAUGAUCGGGAAGGAGCGACUUACAACAUGGGAAACUCAUAUGGCAGAAAAGGCUUCUUCUACCAUAUACUCAGAGUACCACCAGGUGAAGAACAGGGUGAUGAUGCUGAUCUGUCUGGCGCUGAAAUUCUUUGCUCGAUUCCUGCUUCUGACCCCAGAAAACCAUCAUACUACCACAGUUUUGUCAUGUCAGAGAAUUACAUAGUCUUCAUUGAGCAGCCGAUCAAGCUGGACCUGCUGAAGUUCAUGCUGUACAGAAUUGCUGGAAAGAGCUUUCAUAAGGUCAUGUCCUGGAACCCGGAACUAGACACCAUCUUUCAUGUGGCAGACAGACACACAGGCCAGCUCCUCAACACAAAAUACUACAGCAGUGCCAUGUUCGCCUUGCACCAGAUUAACGCAUAUGAAGAGAAUGGAUAUCUGAUUAUGGACAUGUGCUGUGGAGAUGAUGGCAAUGUGAUUGGUGAAUUCACACUGGAGAAUCUACAGGCGACAGGGGAAGAACUUGACAAGUUUUUCAAUUCACUGUGUACAAACUUACCACGGCGGUAUGUGCUGCCUCUGGACGUGAAGGAAGAUGAACCCAAUGACCAAAACCUCAUUAAUUUGCCAAACAUCACCGCUAGCGCUGUGAAAACACAAACUGGGGUGUUCCUCUGUCAUGAGGAUCUCUACAAUGAUGACCUGUUGCAGUACGGUGGUCUUGAGUUUCCACAGAUAAACUAUGCUAAUUACAAUGCUCGUCCUUAUCGAUAUUUCUACGCCUGUGGCUUUGGUCAUGUGUUUGGUGACUCUCUGCUUAAGAUGGAUCUGGAGGGAAAGAAGCUGAAGGUGUGGCGCCAUGCUGGUUUGUUCCCCUCAGAACCAGUGUUUGUUCCAGCACCUGAUGCUCAGGAUGAGGAUGAUGGUGUGGUCAUGUCUGUGAUCAUUACACCUCGAGAGAAAAAGAGCAGUUUCCUCCUUGUCCUUGAUGCAAAGACGUUCACUGAGCUUGGACGAGCAGAAAUUCCAGUGGACAUCCCAUACGGCACUCAUGGACUCUUCAAUGAGACAAGCUAAACAGAAGAUUUAACAUCAAAAUAUCUAAUCUAAUUAAUUUUACUCAUUUUGAGUUUGUCCAUCUAAACAAGGAGGAGUUUUUUGUAUUGGAGUAGUAUUUUUUUGUAUUAUGCCUGAUUUUUCUUGGCUGGUUGUGAUUUGGUAUUGGUACGGUAUAUAUUUGGGGGAGGAAUCUGAUAUAAUAAUGCUUUUUCUUAUGCUUAAGCAAGUUGAGCAAUGGUUUUAAACUAUUGUAUUUGUACUCUCUACAGCACUUGUACUCUCUACAGCAUAUUUUGUUAUUCAAUAAUGUAUUUUAUUCAUGUAUAUUUUAUACUAGUUUAUCUACUUUUUAAUACUUUUACUUUUAAAUAUUCUUUCAUUCAUUCAUUCAUUCAUUCA